Polyodon spathula (Mississippi paddlefish) is the source of this 7992-nucleotide messenger RNA. Its product is annotated as kinesin-like protein KIF26B. The transcript has 15 exons. The coding region runs from base 61 to 6408 and encodes 2115 amino acids. The record is from RefSeq and is a predicted model, not a curated record. Lineage: Eukaryota; Metazoa; Chordata; Actinopteri; Acipenseriformes; Polyodontidae. Gene Ontology annotation, molecular function: microtubule motor activity; ATP binding; microtubule binding. Gene Ontology annotation, biological process: microtubule-based movement.
GUUGACUUCGAGUCUAUUUUACUAGAUGCAGUAAGGAAAGAUUAUUCGGUAACCUUCAACAUGACUUCUGUGUCUGGAAAUAAGGACAGGGCUGCUGUGUCAGCCAGAAACCGAAAAUAUGGGAUGACAGAGGCUUUAUCUCCGGCCAAGUCAGCCUCCUUCUCUCCGGAGACCUGGUAUAGGAAAGCUUACGAAGAAUCCCGAACCGGGAACCGUCCAGCCCCCGAAGGAGCUGGCUCAGUCCCGGGCUCGUCUGGAACCCCGUCCCCAGGGUCUGGCACUUCUUCCCCGGGAUCAUUUACCGGCUCCCCCGGCCCCACUUCCCCGGGAAUUGGAACAGGCUCCCCUGGAUCUUUGGGUGGGUCACCCGGGUUUGGGACUGGAUCGCCCGGCUCUGGCAGCGGUAGCUCCCCUGGAUCAGACCGAGGGAUCUGGUGCGAGAACUGUAAUGCAAGGCUGGUGGAGUUAAAAGGACAGGCGCUCAAAUUACUGAUCCCAGGACCCUUCUCUAGCAAGGACCCUUCAUUCUCUGCCCUAAUUCACGACAAGCUCCAAGUCCCCAACACCUCCCGCAAGGCCUGGAACGAGAAGGACAGUCGCUGUGAUGUCUGCGCCACCCACCUGAACCAGCUGAAGCAGGAGGCCAUUCAAAUGGUGCUGACGCUAGAGCAGGCUGCCGCCCUGGAGCAGCGCGACAGCUCGCCAGGGUCGUCCCCUCCCUCCAACAUGCCCUCACUAGGGGGCUCCCGCAGCAUGGGCGGCCUGCAGGGACCUCGGGACUGGUCCUUCAUCCCAGCCACCUACACCAGCCCUGGCUACAUGAGCUCUCUGCCCGGCAAGCACUCCAGCAAACCCAACAGCCUGGGCAUCGAGAAGAAGAACGGAGCCCCCGGGCAUGCUGGGAAAGCUAGCAGCCCAGGCAACGGCAACAUCCUGGCCUCGGGCCCCAUUCAGGCACACCAGUAUCUGGACGGGACCUGGUCCAUGUCAAGAGCCAAUGGGGUGACCCUUUACCCUUAUCAAAUUUCUCAAGUGGUGACAGAGAACUGCCGGGAGGGCUUGAGCGAGGCUGUUCUGAACCGGUACAAUGCAGACAGGCCCUCGCUGAACAGCUUCUCCGGCUUACAGAAUACCUACAUCUCCAGUGUGCCCGCCAGUGUGCCCGCCAGUGUGCCCUCCAGUGUGCCCGCCAGAGUGCCCACCAGUGUGCCCUCCAGUGGGACCUCCGCUGCGGCCUCCUUCUUGGCCAGAGCUGCCCAGAAGUUGAAUCUGUCCUCCAAAAAGAAGAAACAUCGUCCAUCUCCAUCCUAUGUGUGUGACCCCCCUCUCUUCCCCACCAACUUCAGUGCGAUUCUGCAGAGCUCUCCCCCGCCAGCGCCACCAUGCCUGCUGCGAGCCGUAAACAAAAUCAAGGACAACCCAGGACUGGGAAAGGUGAAAGUCAUGCUGCGAAUCUGCCCAGCCCCAGCAGGAGUCACCUCAGAGUCCAGUUCCUUCUUGAAAGUCGACCCCCGUAAAAAGCAGAUCACCCUGUUUGACCCAGCCACCAACACCCCUCAGAAUACUACGCAGAAGCGGGGCAGCCAGGUGCCACCGAAGAUGUUCGCCUUUGAUGCUGUCUUCCCACAUGAUGCCUCGCAGGCUGAAGUGAGCGCCGGCACGGUGGCAGAGGUCAUCCAGUCCGUGGUGGACGGGGCGGACGGCUGUGUGUUCUGCUUCGGACACACCAAGCUCGGAAAGUCAUAUACCAUGAUGGGAAAAGAUGACUCCAUGCAGACCCUUGGAAUCAUCCCCUGCUCCAUAUCCUGGCUGUUCAGGCUGAUAAACGAGAGGAAGGAGAAGACUGGUGCACGCUUUUCAGUCCGAGCCUCUGCUGUCGAGGUCUGGGGGAAAGACGAAAAGCUCAAGGACCUGCUUUCAGAGGUGGCUACAGGCAGUCUCCAGGACGGCCAGUCUCCAGGAGUCUAUCUCUGUGAAGACCCCAUCUGUGGCAUGCAGCUUCAGAACCAGAGUGAGCUCCGAGCCCCCACUGCGGAGAAGGCAGCUUUCUUCCUCGACGCCGCCAUUGCCUCCCGCCGCAGCAGCAAGCCAGACUGCGACGAAGAGGAGCAGCGCAACUCACACAUGCUCUUCACCCUGCACGUUUACCAGUACCGCAUGGACAAGAGCGGCAAGGGAGGCAUGUCUGGGGGGCGCAGCCGCCUGCACCUCAUCGACCUGGGCAGCUGUGUGAAGGUGCUGGGCAAGAGCCGGGACAGUGGGGCUGGACUGUGCCUCUCACUGUCAGCACUGGGGAACGUGAUCCUCGCCCUCGUCAAUGGCAGCAAGCACAUCCCAUACAAGGACAGCAAGCUCACUAUGCUGCUUCGUGAGUCUCUGGGAAACAUGAACUGCCGCACUACCAUGAUUGCACACAUCUCAGCAAUCGCCAGCAACUUUGCAGAGACACUUUCCACGGUCCAGAUUGCAUCCCGAGUGCUGAGGAUGAAGAAGAAGAAGACUAAGUAUACUUCCAGCUCUUCUGGUGGUGAGAGUUCCUGUGAGGAAGGGAGAAUACGCCGGCCUACCCAGCUGAGGACAUUCCACUCGAGGAACGUGGUCGACGCUGACCUCCCUCUCCUGCACCUGUCUAGCGAUCCCGACUACUCGUCCAGCAGCGAGCAGUCCUGCGAUACUGUCAUCUACGUGGGCCCCAACGGCUCUGCCCUGUCAGACAAGGAACUGACCGACAACGAAGGGCCUCCGGAUUCCGUGCCCAUAAUCCCCUCUCUGCAGAAAAACAAGUGUGAGCCAGAGAAGCAGCAGCCACAAGAAGAAAAGGCUGAGAAUGCAGCCGGCAAGGACUGCCUGAAAUGCAACACCUUUGCGGAACUGCAGGAGAGGCUAGAGUGCAUUGAUGGCAGUGAGGAGGUCAGCAAAUUCCCCUUUGAAGAGGUUCCUGCACAAUAUACUGCAAACCUGUUGCCAAAGUAUGAGCCAGUGCAAACCCAAGGGGCAGGGCCUCAGGUGGUAUCAGAAGCUCACAUAACUGAACAGCAGCAGAUGAAAGAGUCUGUGGAGAAUGGCAAUGUUGCCCAAAGCAAUGUCCAGAGCAUGUCUGCCAUCAUCUGUCCCAAUGGAAACCAUUCUGAUUUAUCCUCAAGCAGGAGCAUCACAGGAAGUUGCAGCAUGCAGGCUAGCUCCCUACAGAGGGCUCAGAGUUCCACCCUGUACAGCAGCAAGGAAUCUCUGACCACUAAUAGCUCUGGAGAAACAAAACCAAGGCCAAUGGGCUCUCCCAGACUAGGCAUUGCCAGCCUAACCAAGACAUCUGAGUACAAGCCUCCCUCUUCCCCAUCUCAGAGAUGUAAGGUGUACACACAGAAGGGAGUACUGCCUUGUCCAGCCCCACUGCCACCCCAUAGUCUGGGCAAGGAAAAUGGUAAAUCCUCUACCGAGUCUUUGCUGGAGCCUGAAGUCAGGACUUCCCCUGUGGGUAUGAGCCCCCAGGUCAUAAAGAAGUGUGCUGCUCCCAUAAGUGGAAGUUCUACUGAGACAACCUUCUCAGAAAAUCAGCAGUCUCAGCCUGAGACCAAGAAGGAGGUCAACAGUACCACCACAGUAACAGUUCAGCAGCCCCUGGAGCUGAAUGGGGAAGACGAGCUGGUGUUCACGUUGGUUGAAGAGCUGACAAUCGGUAUGCUGGAAAAUGGACGCCCCACGAGCAUAAUCAGCUUUAACAGCGACUGCUCAGUCCAGGCCAUGGCCUCUGGCUCACGGCCUGUCAGUAUCAUCAGUAGCAUCAGUGAAGACCCUGAGAGCUACAACAGUGCUGCCACUUCCACCACUGCUACCAUUUCUGAUGUCAGCACCACACAGUUCCUGCCAGUGCCCAAAGGUGAAGGGGAAGCCUUGACCACAAAUAGCAGCCGUUCCUCCAUCAGCUCCUGGCUCAGUGAGAGGAGCACUGGCAGUGAUGGAGAGCAGUCCUGUUAUAGCUUUGUUGCCCAGCCAUGGUAUGGGCAAGGGGAGUCCCUAGCAGAACCUCAUCUGACCGAUUUCCCAGAAGAAAUUCAGGACGAAUGCCUUCUCUACCUGAACGGGGGAAAGAACUCAGUUGCUGACAACCUAUUUGCUGUAGCAGAAAAGGCUGCUGUGAAGAGCUGUCCCAACAAGGCUUCUCCACUAAGAAACUGUCAAUUAUCAACUUUGGGCAAAACUACAGUCACCAUCUCUAAUGUUUCAAGCUUGGGUGUCUCAGAUGGCUACAUGCCCAUCAAGACCAACGUCACUGUUCAUCCCUGCAUUGCAGUCAACACAAGGGUCCUGCAGGAUCUCACUCAAGUCAUCCCAGCCAUUAACAUCCCUCAAACUGUGGAUAAUAAGGUGGCAGUAGUUCCUAUCUCCAAUUACAUCAAGUUUGAUGAUCCCUGGCUUAAAAGAGAUGAGGACACAAAUGCUAUAGAAGUUAUAUGCAAGGCCAAACAAGAAAAAAGGUCCUCUGAUCCAAUAAAGGUGUGGAACUCGGCUGACCGAUUCAGUUCCAGUAGUGGGGAGGCAGCCAACUCCCCUGUAUAUUCUGACAGCCUGAGGAGGGUGGUGGAUGGGUGCGAGAUGACCUUGUCCAGUUCUGGUAGCCAGAGUCCUAUUUAUUCCUAUGAGGUCCUCAGGACAGGAAGCCUUCCCAGGGGAUGGCACCGCUUGAACAGACAAGAGGAUCCUGAAGAUACCUCCCUUGGGUUCAUGGGUGCUGAGUGUAGUGGUAUAGGGGCUGCCUCCUCAACUCCUUGCAGCCCAAGGGCCACUCUGGAAAGGAGAGCAGCUUCAGCCAAGCAUUGCAUUCUUGCCAAGCCAAAAGGAAUUCCACCUUUGCCUCCAGUUAGAAAAUCCAGCCUGGACCAGAGGAACAGAGCAAGCCCUCUGCACAACACAAGCAGCAGCUGCAGUAGCAGCCAGAACCAAACACUCUCACUCAUGGGCAGCCUUCCUGAUGAUCUGGGCAGCUGUGGGAAGCUGAAAGGGCCCAACAUUGAAAGCAGCAGCAAGCUCUUCAGUGCCAAGCUGGAGCAACUUGCUAACCGGACCAACUCCCUGGGAAGGUCUCAUACCGGGCACUACAACUGCCUGUCCUUGGAGAGGGCUGAAAGCCUGACUUCGGUUGGAUCAAAGAGCAUCUUUGGAAGGGACAGCACCAUGCCCAGGGCUGGCCGGAGCUUGAGUCGUGCCUCCGUGUCCUCACCCACUGGUCCCAGUGGUGGCAGCGCCACCCCUCAGUCGCCCAAGGCAACCCAGUCCAAGAUCUCAGCUGUCAGUAAGCUUCUCCUAGCCAGCCCCAAAGCCAGAAUCAUGUCAGCUUCCAGCACCAAAACACUGAGCCUUUCCACCAAAUCCCUCCCUCAGUCUGUCAACAGAAGCUCCAGCCUACCACCCAAUGGCAAAAAUCAGAUAUCCUGGUCCACCCAGUCCCUGUGCAGGAACCGGGGCUCAGGACUGGUUUCCAAACUGCCACUGAGAGCUGUGAACGGACGGAUCUCGGAGCUACUUCAGGGAAGUGGUGCAUCUCGUGCCAGCCAUGUUCGAGGAGCAUCGGACUCCGAGGAGAGAGGAGGGCUUCCUGGAGACGAGAAGCCUGUUGUUCAUACUCUGCCUUCCCCCUACAGCAAGAUCACAGCCCCACGCAAGCCUCACCGCUGCAGCAGCGGCCAUGGCAGUGACAACAGCAGUGUUCUAAGUGGGGAGCUCCCUCCAGCCAUGGGUAAAACUGCCUUGUUCUACCACAGCGGGGGCAGCAGUGGCUAUGAGAGCAUGAUUCGGGACAGUGAGGCAACAGGAAGUGCCUCGUCUGCCCAGGACUCCAUGAGCGAGAACAGCAGCUCAGUUAGUGGCCGAAGAAGCCUCAAAAACCAGAAGAAAAGAAAUAAUACCGGGACUCAGAGGCGUCGCUUGAUCCCGACUCUAUCCCUCGAUGCAGCCUCACCAGUCCGGAAGCCUGCCAACAGCCCUGGGGUACGCUGGGUAGACGGGCCACUGCGACCUGCACAGAGAGGUUCGACCGAACCCUUUGAGAUCAAAGUAUAUGAAAUAGAUGACGUGGAACGACUCCAGAAGAGGAGAGGGGCAGGCAACCGGGAGGUGGUAUACUUCAGUGCCAAGCUGAAGAUUCUGGAGAACAGACAGCAGAGAAUCGCUGAGGUUCGAGCCAGAUACGACUGGCUUAAGAAGGAACUAGAGGCAACCAAACAGCACCUGAUGCUUGAACCUGAGAAAUGGACCAGCGAAUUUGAUGUGCAGCAGACAUUCGAAGUGGAUUCCCUGGAGUAUCUGGAAGCCCUGGAGUGCGUUACGGAGCGUCUCGAGAGUCGCGUCAACUUUUGCAAGGAACAUCUCAUGAUGAUUACGUGCUUCGAUGUCACUUCCAGGCGCCAAUGAGGGGAUGGAAAGCAGGAAUGCAUAGAGCGAGUACGAAGAGUGGAAUUACUGGGACAGAAGAAAGAUGUGAGUGAGCUGAGGAUGUAGAAUCUCUGGCAAGACUGAACUAGUUUUUGAGUUAAUUGCAUUGUGGAUGAUGGCCUGCAAAUAGAAGCCUCCAAACAAAGAACAAAUUAAAAUAAGGACUACAAGUGCCUUAUCAAGAUUUCAAUAUCCAAACAUUUCCGUAUUUGUGUGUAGAUGGUGCUAUCUUAAAAAAAAAAAAAAAAAAAAAAAUAUUGCGGUUUGUUUCACUUGGUGUUUUAUCCUCCUUCUGACUUGCUGUUUCUCAGUAGUUUGUAUUUAUAUUUGUAUUGUUAUAUACUAGUCAGAACACAGUAUAUUAACUGUUAAGUGCUUUCUUUUUUACAUUUUAACUGUUAAAACGCAAGGCCACUCAGAGUCAAUGUGCAGUUUCGGAAACUGAUCCCCUGCUCUUCAAGGGAAGCAGAAUCGGGCUUGAUCAGCCAUAAAGGAGAUAGAGGGAUGGAAAAACAAACAAGCGGAGCAUUUGACCAUCUUAUUUUAUUGAAUUGUUUUAUUUUGAAAUGAGUUGUGCAUUGGAGGAAGAACGAAUCAAACUUGAGACUCAUGCAAUAAGUCAGAACAAGGUCCAGCACUUGGCAUGCUGCAUGUUUCAGUCAGCAUUGACCAUCGCAAGCCGACACAAAUCUAACAAUCGCUGUAUAUAAAUAAAAAACAAAAGAUGUUUUAAAUUUAAAACAAUAUUGGUCAUUUCAAAAUGGGUCUGUAUUGGUUCCAUCAGUGGUUCCCUUUUUAAAAAGCGGAUGAGAGCUUAGGAAAAGGGCAGUUAACUUCAUUACCUUUGUCACUGUUUUCAGGACCCCCUUCUUCCCUUUGCAAGUAGCAUGCAAAGGCUGACCCUGAUUGCUCUGCAGAUGCAACACUUAGGGUUUUAUUGAUCCACAGAGGUACUUUAAUCUCCAAUCAAACACAUAUUCUCAAACAAGCCAGUGUAGGUAGUCACUGUAUAAACUAGAAGCAAACUGCAGCAACAAUUCAUGUAAACCCUCCCUUUUCUUUGCAAUACAGUUCAUUUGAGUUGUGAGAUGUACACUUAGCUUACUCAAAUGGCUGCUAAUUGCACUGAACAUUACGCAAUGCAACAGUAUUUGAAAGGCACAUGCAUAUCCUUCUCUCUUUCCAAAGCAGCAUCAGAAAAUACAUUGGCUUUGUGUGGUCUUACUCAGUGGUGCAUACACUUUAUUAAUACAGUAAUCCGUGGCAUAUCUGACUGCGGUGGGAGUACAGGUGGAUAUGUGAAAGUGAAUCCUGUUUUAAAUACCAUUAUACACAGCUGGAACAAUUAUUAUAUUCACACAAGUAUUCUUUUGAGAAUCUGCUUUUAUUAGGGAGCUAAAGCCCUUGUUUAGAAAGAUACAGGGUAUUAAUGCUUGUGACAGAGUAGCUGAGUGGGUGCGUGCAGUCACUGAUGAGUGACAGGGAGGAAAUCGAGACGGAGGUUGAAGUUCAUACGCCUUGCAGGUGAACAGGAUUUAUUUACAUAUCAACCCACUGAACAGC